Molecule: messenger RNA, 1044 nt
Organism: Parasteatoda tepidariorum (common house spider)
Lineage: Eukaryota; Metazoa; Arthropoda; Arachnida; Araneae; Theridiidae
Source: RefSeq, a predicted model, not a curated record
UUGCUUAUUAAUGUAGUUUGCUUGUAUUUUAGAAAAAUUGAAUCUUUAUUUAGAGGAAAACCUGAUAACCUUGUUUCUGGCCAGUGGAAGGAUGAAAUAUAUUCUAUGGACUAUAAAAACAGAGGAGAAUGUCAUAUAUUUAGUCAUAAGAGAUUCGAUUCAAGUCUAGGAUGUAGCUUUAUUGAAGAGACUGAACUAGAUACAGAUUUACUACACCAAACCUUUAAGGAACUUGGCUUUGUUGUUACUUUGCAUGAAGAUUACUCGUUAAAAGAUAUUCGUAAAGUGAUUGCUAAAGUUAGUGAGAAAGAUCAUAGGAAAGCUAGCUGUUUAGUUUGUUGUUUUUUAUCAUAUGGAAACCAAGCAGAACUUUAUGCAGCCGAUCAGUCUUAUAAUAUAAAUAGCGUUUUGGCACCUUUCUGCGCUACUUUACCUGGGAAGCCAAAAAUAUUUAUUUUCCAGGCAAAAAAACCUAAUUUCAGUGUUCAUACUUCUCGGGAGUCAGAAGAUGCUGGUCUAGUAGAUCUCCUAAAAGGGAAAAAAUAUUAUUCAAAAAGAAUUCCUCUCUUUGCAGAUUUCCUAAUUGCUUUGUCUACAUUCUCAGGAUCUAAUGCUUUUAGUAACGGACGAAGGUUUUCAAACUUCAUACUAUUGCUGUGUCAUGCACUGAGAAAGCAUAGUAAAACUUUAGAUUUUCUAUCAAUUUUGACAUUUGUGAACUCAGAAAUGGUUCGUUUAUUUGACAGUCCUUUUUUGGAUGAAAAUUUCUUCUUUAGAUCCUGCUUGACAAGAGUGCUGAAGUUUUCAUGAAAUCAAAUUUUAUGUUUUUAGGUUUUUUGUUAAAUUCCUAUAAGGGAACAUCCAUAGUUUUCAUUAUAGUAAGUGUUGUAAUGGUUGUUUAAACAAAUAUCUGAUACACACACAUGUUAUUAAUGCAUCAAAUUUUUGACUGAUCUAUUUUUAUUUCCUUGCUGUUCAUUUUUGUGAUACUUAAUGUUUAAAAUGUAAAUUGAUACUCUUGUUUAAUUAUAAUCUUUUGAAUUC